Messenger RNA from Galdieria sulphuraria, 2221 nucleotides. Its product is annotated as glutamyl-tRNA synthetase. The record is from RefSeq and is a predicted model, not a curated record. Gene Ontology annotation, cellular component: cytosol; methionyl glutamyl tRNA synthetase complex; cytoplasm. NCBI's taxonomy places the organism in Eukaryota, Rhodophyta, Bangiophyceae, Galdieriales, Galdieriaceae. Gene Ontology annotation, molecular function: ATP binding; glutamate-tRNA ligase activity. Gene Ontology annotation, biological process: translation; glutamyl-tRNA aminoacylation. The coding region runs from base 43 to 2145 and encodes 700 amino acids. The transcript is spliced from 16 exons.
GAAGUAUUGAAUUGGCCACUGACUUUUGGGCAUUGACUAACCAUGCAAGUUGUCCUUUCCGACGUCAUGCAGUCGCCUUGCUCUCUUGGUUUAAGAGUUACAGUAGAGUGGAUAAAAUUGCAAGAAACAAACGCGUUGAGUUUGAUUACGGCCGACAAAAAUCAAUCAUCAACCGACGUAAAGGAGCAAGAAAAGCGAGACUUGGACACCGCUCUUGACUUGGCAAAACGUUUUUGCUUUCAAUUGCUUGGCACUGAUGGUGAGGACGGGAAAAAAGUGCAACUAUGGCUACAGAAGUUGCUUUCGUUGACUCUAGUUGAUCAAGAAUUUUUGUCAAUAUUGAACCAGCAUCUAUUAUUUCGUUCCUUUUUGGUGGGUUAUCGUGUCACCCUUGCUGACGUUAUGGUCUUUUCAGUGCUUCACUAUCAGCACUCUCUUGAAACUUUAGAAAAUUCAAAAUAUCGGUUUCUUUCUCGUUGGGCUUCAUAUAUACGACAACUUCCACCCGUUACUUCAGCACUUAAGAAUGUUGCCGAUUUCGAUUUUCAAGGCUGGUCAGAUGUGAUGAGAUUGGUCGGUUCACGAGCGAACUUUGAAUUCCUUGAGCUUCCAAAUGCUGAAUAUGGCAAAGUUAUCACAAGAUUUCCACCAGAACCAAGUGGUUAUUUGCAUAUUGGACAUGUGAAGGCUGCGCUUUUAAAUGACUUUUUUGCUCGGCGUUUUCAUGGAACGUUGAUAUUGAGAUUUGACGAUACCAAUCCAAGCAAAGAAAAUAUGGAAUUUGAGUCGAGUUUCAUUGAAGACCUUCGCCUUAUUGGUGUGCAUGCCGAUAUUGUGGAAUAUACUUCAGACUAUUUUCAACAAUUGGAACUUUUCGCUGAGACAUUGAUAGAAGAAGGAAAAGCUUAUGUGGAUAUGACUCCAACGUCACAAAUGAGAGAAGAAAGACUAGAGUGCAAGGAAAGUGCUUAUCGUAACAAUGAUAAAGAAACGAAUAUGAAGCUGUGGAAUGAGAUGAAAUUGGGCUCAGAGCAAGGAAUAAAGUGCUGUUUACGUGCCAAAAUAGAUAUGAAAAGUAAAAAUGGAGCAUUAAGAGACCCUAUAUUAUAUCGAUGUUUGGCAAGUGUGUCUCAUCAUCGGAUGGGAACAAAAUAUAAAGUAUAUCCGACAUAUGACUUUGCUUGUCCUAUUGUGGAUUCGCUCUCUGGUGUGACGCAUGCUUUGCGUACCAACGAAUAUCAAGACCGAGAAGCGCAGUAUUAUUGGAUGUUGGAGGCUUGCAAAUUAAGAAAGCCAAUUCUUUGGGUGUUCUCUAGACUCAGUUUUAUGUACACCGUUAUGAGUAAACGGAAACUGCAAUGGUUUGUUUCAAAUAAUUAUGUUAGUGGCUGGGAUGAUCCCCGUUUCCCUACAAUCCGAGGAAUUCGUCGUAGAGGAAUGACUAUUGAAGCUCUACGAGCAUUUAUUUUAUCUCAAGGAGGCUCUAAGAACACAGUUUUGAUGGAAUGGGAUAAGAUAUGGACAGUUAACAAACGUGUGAUUGAUCCUAUUGCUCCACGUCACACUGCUAUUAAUAGAAUGGCAUACAGAAUUAUUCAGAUAACCAAUGCAGUUGAUGAAGUCCGCACGGUUCCCUUUCAUAAGAAGAAUCCAGACCUUGGUAACAAGAUUGUCUUGCUCUCACGUUGUGUUAUCAUUGAAGAGGAAGACGCCAAAGAAAUUAGUGUCUCUGAAAUUGUGACUUUGAUGGAUUGGGGAAACAUUCAAGUUACGAAAAUCAAUGGAAAGGAGAUAUUUGCAGAGUUUUUGCCGCAAAAUACAGAUUUUAAGAAGACCAAGAAGCUUACAUGGCUUGCGUUUGUUCGUGAUUUGGUCCCAAUUUGUCUCGUGAAAUUUGAUCAUCUCAUUACCAAAGCAAAAGUGGAGGAAGAUGAUCGCAUGGAAGAUAUUAUUCGCCACAAUAGCAAAAUAGAAGAGUUUGCAUGGGGAGAUAUCAAUCUGCGCUUGUUAAGGAAGGGAGACGUCAUUCAGUUUGAGAGACGCGGUUACUAUAUAUGCGAUAACAUUUCAUUGUCUUCUAGGGAUGUUUCUGUCGAAGAUUCUUAUCUAACCCUUAUUGAAAUACCAGAUGGAAGAGGAAGAUGAGGUUGUGUCGAAUAAAGCGCUUGAUAGAGUUUAUUGAAAGACUCUUUUUACAUGAAAUGAACUUCAGAUUCAAAAG